AAAAUACCCGCCCACCCUUGAUUGAAUUUUUCUUCUUACUUUUGUUUCUACGUUCUUUUUCCUAUUUCCAAUUUAAUCCUACACUUUAUUUUCUCUCCUCUUAUUCAUUUGUACAUUCUGUCUUAUUCAAAAGCCAUUCUACACAAACAGCAACGACAAGCCCAGAACAGGCUCAUCCAUUUUUCUCUACAUAACGACAAAUAAUGAAAACGGCAGCAGACCACGAUAAAAAUGGCAAACAGCCAGCCUUGAAAGAAACUUUGGCACACGACACCGACGACGUAAAUUCACAUUCACUAAGAGCUGAGGGCAGCACAAAUUCAAGGCCCGACCAUGAACAGGCUGCCACAACAAUUGAGGCAGCCAAUGACGAUGUCAUCAAUGCAGAUAUCGCAGAGUCCAGGCAGUAUAAGCAGAGCGAGCAGCAGCAGCAGGCGUCAAGUGCUGCAAGCAUGAAUGGCGGCCGCAGAGUCAGCUGGCUGUCUCCUGAAAGGGAGGGGAAUUUGCACGUGGCUGCUCGGCCUUUAGAAGGGGCGUCGAGCACCAGAAGCGAGGAUAAUACAGAGGCGCCAGCGGUGCCAAUGCCUGUGGCUGCCGUUAGCGGGUUGCAACGGGCGUCGGCGGACGAUAAUCAGCGGGAGAGCGACUCAUUGGCCGGAGACCACUCGACAACGAGCUCUUUGUACGAUGAGUCCUUGUUCAUCGUUGGCAGCGGCGCAACCGGCACUGGCAUCAACGGCAUAUUGCUCCCAAUGAGUGGCAGCAGCGGUCCCGGAAUAAGCAGUGCACGCAGUGGGACGCUGAGCCCGCAGUACACGUUGGUCAAUAGCGAUGGCGCCAGCAUGCGGGUGCACACGGGGAGUAUUCGCGAGCGCAACCUUAACCGCCGCAUUUCGGCCAUUCAUGAGGACGAUUCAGACGCGUAUCCAGAGAGUCGUCGCUCGGACUCGAUGUUGUUUAUGCAGACGUUGUCGCCGUCGCAGUCGCAGCGGCGGCGAUACCCGUUGCAUUCGCAGCCCACUAGCCAGCCCAGUCAAGGACAGGGUUACGGCCAGGGCCAGCGCCGAUCGCGGCGCAUGUCGGAGGAUGAUCUCAGCAUGUUUACAUAUGGUGGUGCUAGCGCGGAUACCCCCGGUAUGCGGUUGAUGGCAGAGUCAGACCAUCUGUCGAUGAUCUCGGGUAUCAGCGAGGGCGGCGCAUCGACAACACGCGUGCGGAUGGCUACAGAUCUCGCCUACAAUGCCUUGAGGAUUGGGCCUAGCGAAAACUACUCACUGUUUGGAUACGGUGGCGGCCAGCAUCGCGCCAUGUCUUUUGCCACGUCGAGCGAUCCUGGGCUGCCCAACACGGGCUCGUUCUACGACUAUUAUCUUGGCCCAGAGGGCGAUCCUCCCAACUCAGGCUGGAUGCAGGAUGGCCACAACAACAACAACAGGGACAGCGACAGCGAUGCUGAUGAUGGCGAUAUUGUCAGCUUGAUACGCAGCGACAUUGCCGUGUACGGCGGCGCCGGCGACGAUGUAAAGUUCCCGUUUUUGCCCGACAACUUUAGCGAGUUCAGCGGCUCUAUAGUCUACUCGCCAGGCGGGGCUCUGUCAGUCGACGUCGAAAGGCUUUCUCGUGACCACUCUGAGUUUUCGUAUGUUUCGCCCGCGUACCACUACCAGUUGCAGCAACAACAAGCACAGCAGCAGCAAGAACGCCAGCAACAAGCGCAGGACUUUCAGAACCAGCAGAUCCAGCGUUACAAGCCGCAGACUAAGCUCAGGAAGAAGGGCAAGAACGCUGUGCCUAAUGGCGAUACCGCCGGUAGGGAUAGAGCUGUGGGCAGUGGCAGCGGUAGUGGGAAUUCAGCAUCAGCCAAUGUUUCGCCUCGCCAAAGAUGGACGAGAAACUUGGGUCCGGUCAGUCCUAAGACCCCGGGGCCUAUGUACCAUCGGUAUAGCCGGAGGCUCCGUCACCAGUCGGCCAGCGAUACGUACCAUUCGGCGUCCCAUACUGCAGCACAGGUAGCUGCAGCAUCGCGGGCUGUAGAGGCAGCGGCGGCAGCCCAUGCGGCGGCGGCUGCUGCUGUUGCUGCCGCCGCGAGUAAUGGGAGCGCUGGAAGUAGCAGCAGCCCACAGUCCCAGGGCGUUAGAUCCCAUGAUUCUGCUUCUGCUGCUGCAAUUCGGCCAAAUGCCAUUAUGAGGUUUUUCAAGCGUAUUGCGCCCAAGAACUAGACCAUUUUUUGCUAUUGAUUUUUCCAUUGAUAA
Kickxella alabastrina is the source of this 2252-nucleotide messenger RNA. RefSeq lists its product as uncharacterized. Gene Ontology annotation, molecular function: transcription cis-regulatory region binding. The record is from RefSeq and is a predicted model, not a curated record. Bases 204 to 2219 code for a protein of 671 amino acids. Gene Ontology annotation, cellular component: nucleus. The transcript has a single exon. Gene Ontology annotation, biological process: regulation of transcription by RNA polymerase II. Lineage: Eukaryota; Fungi; Kickxellomycota; Kickxellomycetes; Kickxellales; Kickxellaceae.